AUGAGGCUCUGGAAGCGACUAAUGAGGCAGAGAGCCCUACCUGUAGCACCAUGUGUCGACCAACCUGUUGCACCAUGUGUCGACCAACCUGUUGCACCAUGUGUCGACCUACCUGUAGCACCAUGUGUCUACCUGCCUGUAGCACCAUGUGUCUACCUGCCUGUAGCACCAUGUGUCGACCUACCUGUAGCACCAUGUGUCUACCUGCCUGUAGCACCAUGUGUCGACCUACCUGUAGCACCAUGUGUCUACCUGCCUGUAGCACCAUGUGUCUACCUGCCUGUAGCACCAUGUGUCGACCUACCUGUAGCACCAUGUGUCUACCUGCCUGUAGCAUCAUGUGUCGACCUACCUGUUGCACCAUGUGUCGACCUACCUGUAGCAUCAUGUGUCGACCUACCUGUUGCACCAUGUGUCGACCUACCUGUUGCACCAUGUGUCGACCUACCUGUUGCACCAUGUGUCGACCUAUCUGUUGCACCAUGUGUCGACCUACCUGUUGCACCAUGUGUCGACCUAUCUGUUGCACCAUGUGUCGACCUACCUGUUGCACCAUGUGUCGACCUAUCUGUUGCACCAUGGGUCGACCUACCUGUUGCACCACGUGUCGACCUAUCUGUUGCACCAUGUGUCGACCUAUCUGUUGCACCAUGUGUCGACCUACCUGUUGCACCAUGUGUCGACCUAUCUGUUGCACCAUGUAUCGACCUACCUGUUGCACCAUGUGUCGACCUACCUGUUGCACCAUGUGUCGACCUAUAUGUUACACCAUGUGUCGACCUACCUGUUGCACCAUGUGUCGACCUAUCUGUUGCACCAUGUGUCGACCUACCUGUUGCACCAUGUGUCGACCUAUCUGUUGCACCAUGUGUCGACCUAUCUGUUGCACCAUGUGUCGACCUACCUGUUGCACCAUGUGUCGACCUAUCUGUUGCACCAUGUGUCGACCUACCUGUUGCACCAUGUGUCUACAUGCCUGUAGCACCAUGUGUCGACCAACCUGUUGCACCAUAUGUCGACCAACCUGUUGCACCAUGUGUCGACCUACCUGUAGCACCAUGUGUCGACCUACCUGUAGCACCAUGUGUCGACCUACCUGUUGCACCAUGUGUCGACCAACCUGUUGCACCAUGUGUCGACCUACCUGUUGCACCAUGUGUCGACCAACCUGUUGCACCAUGUGUCGACCUACCUGUUGCACCAUGUGUCGACCUACCUGAAGCACCAUGUGUCGACCUACCUGUUGCACCAUGUGUCGACCUAUCUGUAGCACCAUGUGUCGACCUACCUGUAGCACCAUGUGUCGACCUACCUGUUGCAUCAUGUGUCGACCUACCUGUUGCACCAUGUGUCGACCUACCUGUAGCACCAUGUGUCGACCAACCUGUUGCACCAUGUGUCGACCUACCUGUAGCACCAUGUGUCGACCUACCUGUUGCACCAUGUGUCGACCUACCUGUUGCAUCAUGUGUCGACCUACCUGAAGCACCAUGUGUCGACCUACCUGUUGCACCAUGUGUCGACCUACCUGUAGCACCAUGUGUCGACCUACCUGUAACACCAUGUGUCGACCUACCUGUAGCACCAUGUGUCGACCUAUCUGUUGCACCAUGUGUCGACCUACCUGUUGCACCAUGUGUCGACCUACCUGUAGCACCAUGUGUCGACCAACCUGUUGCAUCAUGUGUCGACCUACCUGUAGCACCAUGUGUCGACCUGUUGCAUCCUGUUGCACCAUGUGUCGACCUACCUGUUGCACCAUGUGUCGACCUACCUGUAGCACCAUGUGUCGACCUACCUGUAGCACCAUGUGUCGACCUACCUGUAGCACCAUGUGUCGACCUACCUGUAGCACCAUGUGUCGACCUACCUGUAGCACCAUGUGUCGACCUACCUGUAGCACCAUGUGUCGACCUACCUGUAGCACCAUGUGUCGACCUACCUGUAGCACCAUGUGUCGACCUACCUGUAGCACCAUGUGUCGACCUACCUGUAGCACCAUGUGUCGACCUACCUGUAGCACCAUGUGUCGACCUACCUGUAGCACCAUGUGUCGACCUACCUGUAGCACCAUGUGUCGACCAACCUGUAGCACCAUGUGUCGACCUACCUGUAGCACCAUGUGUCGACCUACCUGUAGCACCAUGUGUCGACCUACCUGUAGCACCAUGUGUCGACCUACCUGUAGCACCAUGUGUCGACCUACCUGUAGCACCAUGUGUCGACCAACCUGUAGCACCAUGUGUCGACCUACCUGUAGCACCAUGUGUCGACCUACCUGUUGCACCAUGUGUCGACCUACCUGUUGCACCAUCACCAUGUGUCGACCUACCUGUAGCACCAUGUGUCGACCUACCUGUAGCACCAUGUGUCGACCAACCUGUUGCACCAUGUGUCGACCAACCUGUUGCACCAUGUGUCGACCUACCUGUAGCACCAUGUGUCGACCUACCUGUAGCACCAUGUGUCGACCUACCUGUUGCACCAUGUGUCGACCAACCUGUUGCACCAUGUGUCGACCAACCUGUUGCACCAUGUGUCGACCUACCUGUAGCACCAUGUGUCGACCUACCUGUUGCACCAUGUGUCGACCUACCUGUUGCAUCAUGUGUCGACCUACCUGAAGCACCAUGUGUCGACCUACCUGUUGCACCAUGUGUCGACCUACCUGUAGCACCAUGUGUCGACCUACCUGUAACACCAUGUGUCGACAUACCUGUAGCACCAUGUGUCGACCUAUCUGUUGCACCAUGUGUCGACCUACCUGUUGCACCAUGUGUCGACCUACCUGUAGCACCAUGUGUCGACCAACCUGUUGCAUCAUGUGUCGACCUACCUGUAGCACCAUGGGUCGACCUACCUGUUGCACCAUGUGUCGACCUAUCUGUUGCACCAUGUGUCGACCUACCUGUUGCACCAUGUGUCGACCUACCUGUAGCACCAUGUGUCGACCAACCUGUUGCAUCAUGUGUCGACCUACCUGUAGCACCAUGGGUCGACCUACCUGUUGCACCAUGUGUCGACCUACCUGAAGCACCAUGUGUCGACCUACCUGUAGCACCAUGUGUCGACCUAUCUGUAGCACCAUGUGUCGACCAACCUGUUGCACCAUGUGUCGACCUACCUGUAGCACCAUGUGUCGACCUACCUGUAGCACCAUGUGUCGACCUACCUGUAGCAUCAUGUGUCGACCUACCUGUAGCACCAUGUGUCGACCAACCUGUUGCACCAUAUGUCGACCAACCUGUUGCACCAUGUGUCGACCUACCUGUAGCACCAUGUGUCGACCUACCUGUAGCACCAUGUGUCGACCUACCUGUAGCACCAUGUGUCGACCAACCUUUUGCACCAUGUGUCGACCAACCUGUUGCACCAUGUGUCGACCUACCUGUAGCACCAUGUGUCGACCUACCUGUUGCACCAUGUGUCGACCAACCUGUUGCACCAUGUGUCGACCAACCUGUUGCACCAUGUGUCGACCUACCUGUAGCACCAUGUGUCGACCUACCUGUAGCACCAUGUGUCGACCUACCUGUAGCACCAUGUGUCGACCAACCUGUUGCACCAUGUGUCGACCAACCUGUUGCACCAUGUGUCGACCUACCUGUAGCACCAUGUGUCGACCUACCUGUAGCACCAUGUGUCGACCUACCUGUUGCACCAUGUGUCGACCAACCUGUUGCACCAUGUGUCGACCAACCUGUUGCACCAUGUGUCGACCAACCUGUAGCACCAUGUGUCGACCAACCUGUUGCACCAUGUGUCGACCAACCUGUAGCACCAUGUGUCGACCAACCUGUAGCACCAUGUGUCGACCUACCUGUAGCAUCAUGUGUCGACCUACCUGUAGCACCAUGUGUCGACCUUGUGGCUUACUCUAACACCUCGAGCGGCUGGUCCCAACAGACCGCUGGAACACACUCCCCCGCACUCCUCAGCGAGCGGCUGGUCCCAACAGACCGCUGGAACACACUCUCCCGCACUCCUCUGCGAGCGGCUGGUCCCAACAGACCGCUGGAACACACUCUCCCGCACUCCUCUGCGAGCGGCUGGUCCCAACAGACCGCUGGAACACACUCUCCCGCACUCUGCGAGCGGCUGGUCCCAACAGACCGCUGGAACACACUCUCCCGCAAUUACUGUGAUUAA
Procambarus clarkii (red swamp crayfish) is the source of this 4149-nucleotide messenger RNA. NCBI's taxonomy places the organism in Eukaryota, Metazoa, Arthropoda, Malacostraca, Decapoda, Cambaridae. The record is from RefSeq and is a predicted model, not a curated record.